Messenger RNA from Jatropha curcas, 2530 nucleotides. NCBI's taxonomy places the organism in Eukaryota, Viridiplantae, Streptophyta, Magnoliopsida, Malpighiales, Euphorbiaceae. The record is from RefSeq and is a predicted model, not a curated record.
AUCUUAAUAUAUAAUACUUCAUAUCUCUGCUGUGCACUUACACUGCCUCACUGUUUUCAAUUCCAUUUUUCAAGUAAUUACAACAUUUUCUUCCUUCUGCCAGUUACAGAUUUAUAUCAGUCUUCUUGCAGAAUAUUAAUAUAAACCAAAUCUCUUUCUUUUUCUCUUGAGUCAGUCUUGGCACUAAUGGAGGAAGUGAACAAAGAACUAGGAUAUGGUUGCAAAUCCUCAAGUACAGUAAAUCCAGAAGAUAAUAACAAUGGCGAAAGUGGAAAAACUGAACAAAAGAUGCAGAACUUGGAGAUGGAGACUGAUAAUUCUCCAAAAGGAAACCUUAUGUGCAAAACAAAGUCAUUUAGUGCAAGUUUCUUGAUCAAUAUAGAUGAUCUUGUUGAUAAUGUUUCUACUACUGGAAGCUUUGACAAGACAGGAAAUGCUGCAAUGGGUCAAAGUCCUUCAGAUCAUCAGGAGGACCCAGAUUCUUGCAAGUUGAAGAAAAUGCAGGUUGAACCUACAUUACCUAUAGCUCUCAAGUUUCAAGAAGUGAAAUACAAGGUGUAUUCAGAUAAGUAUGUACUUCAUGGAAUUAGUGGUUCAGCCCACCCAGGUGAGGUUCUAGCUCUUAUGGGACCAUCAGGAGGUGGCAAAACGAGUCUGCUCAAUCUUCUUAGUGGAAGGGUCAAAUUCACCAGUGGUUCUAUAGCUUAUAAUGGUAGACCAUAUACCAAAUCCCUUAAGCGGAGGAUUGGCUUUGUGACACAAGAUGAUGUUCUGUUUCCCCACCUUACAGUUAAAGAAACUCUCACUUAUGCUGCUUUGCUUCGUCUUCCUAAUAUCUUAACUAGAGAACAGAAAAAAGAAAGAGCAAUGAAAGUUAUAACUGAACUAGGCCUUGAAAGGAGCCAAAAUUCAGUAAUUGGUGGCAAGUUUGUGAGAGGAAUAUCUGGAGGUGAGAGAAAAAGGGUCUGCAUUGGUCAUGAAAUUCUCCUGAACCCAUCACUUCUUUUCCUGGAUGAACCUACAUCAGGUCUAGACUCAACAACCGCGCUUCGAAUUGUUCAGAUUCUGCAGAACAUGGCCAAGACUGGCAAAACAAUUGUGACUACAAUACAUCAACCUUCCAGUAGGCUCUUUGGUAAGUUCGACAGGCUCAUUCUAUUGGGAAAAGGAAGUUCCUUGUACUUUGGAAAAGCAUCAGAAGCAAUGUCGUAUUUCUCUUCAAUUGGUUGCCAUCCAGUAAUAGCCAUGAACCCAGCAGAAUUUCUGAUUGACCUGGCAAAUGGAAACAUAAAUGAUAAACCAUUUCCUUCAGAGUUGGAAGAAAAAUUCCUACUCGAAAGUGGAUCAUUAGAGAGAAAAAAGGAAGGACGUUCCUAUACUGAUAUCCAUGAGGUCAAUGAGUAUUAUCUUCUAAAGGCUUAUGAAAAGAAUGUUGAAUCAUCAAUUAAGAAAACAAAAUCUGUACAGGCUAUUACAAUAGACCGUGAGAUGGAGUUUCCUGGAAAGAUGAAUCCAAGGGAAUGGGAAGCAACUUGGGGGGAGCAAUUUUCAGUUCUUGUUAGCAGGAGCUUUAAAGAGAGACGCCAUCAGUACUUCAGUUUUAUGCGCAUAACGCAAGUUGUAGCCACUGCAAUAAUCAUAGGCUUGCUUUGGUGGCAUUCUGGUUCGUCCCUUCAGCAGGCUGAAGAUCAGGCAGGGCUGUUAUUCUUUAUUUCAGUAUUUUGGGGGUUCUUUCCUCUAUUUACUGCAAUAUUCACGUUCCCACAAGAAAAAGUUAUGCUAGCUAAAGAAAGAGCAGUUGGAAUGUACAGACUCAGCGCAUACUUCGCUGCAAGAAACAUUAGCGAUCUUCCUUUGGAUCUAAUACUGCCAACAAUAUUCCUUGUCACAGUAUAUUUCAUGGUUGGUUUAAAAUUAAGCUUUGCUGCGUUUUCUUUGACAAUGCUUACCGUUUUUCUAAGCAUUGUAGCUGCUCAGGGUCUUGGACUCACUAUAGGUGCAGCAUUUAUGGAUAUAAAGAAAGCAACAACACUAGCUUCAAUCACUAUUAUGACUUUUAUGUUAUCUGGCGGAUUCUUUCUUCAGGAAGUUCCAUCCUUUAUGUCAUGGGUACGCUACAUUUCUUUCAACUAUCACACUUACAGGUUACUGUUGAGGAUACAGUAUCCUUGUUCAUCAGAUUCAGAUUCUGAACCAAGUUACUGUCAAUCUCCUUUUAUCACCAACUUAAGACUAGAUCGCGGUGCAAAAGAAGUGGUGGCGAUGAUGGUGAUGAUAGUUGCAUAUCGCUUGCUAGCAUACGUAUUUCUAAGGAAAAUGAAAUUAAGCAAAAUGGCUUAGAUACAGUUGUUUAUGUAAUUUAACAGUGUUUUUGGGAUUUUCUACGAGUAUUCCCAGAGUGUUUAGGGGUUCAUAGCUGCGCGUCUCAUAAUUUAAUAGUGUUUCUAAAAUAUAUUUGCUUAUCCUUGAUUUGGUGUCAACUUUCAAAGUUAAUUAUCUUGAAUUGAAGUCCUAAAAUGUUGGAACUUCC